Molecule: messenger RNA, 3665 nt
Organism: Lineus longissimus
Lineage: Eukaryota; Metazoa; Nemertea; Pilidiophora; Heteronemertea; Lineidae
Product: mucin-6-like
Exons: 15
Coding region: 291-3665 (1124 amino acids)
Source: RefSeq, a predicted model, not a curated record
GCCACCUGUUACCCUGAUAUGGUCUAUUCGAAUCAAAAACUGAUGUCGAUAAAACGGUUCCGCAUCGUGCCACACCGUUUUCAGUGUGAACACUUAAUACGAAUUAAGGUUUAAAUUCAAUUCGAAUUAAAACUAGUGUCAACAGAACUUUAUUUCAACAUUCAGCACAUCGGGAACCAUCAGACAUUUACAAUGUCAUCUUGUUUCUUUAUAGUGUUGAUGCCACCAAAGACACUGGCACACUAGGGAGGCUGGCAAACGACGCGUGGAAUGGUGCAGACAACUGCCUAAUGAAAAAGGUUUUAGCAGCAGACGGGAGUCCAGCCCUCUGUCUUUUUGCCAAACGUGAUAUAAACAUUGGCGAAGAACUACGCUAUGACUAUGGAGUAGAUGAUCUACCUUGGCGAUCUCAAAAGAAUGAUACAUCUCGUACAGGUAUUCAAACACCAUCUGACUACCCUGACCAACAUAUGAAACAAAAGAAUGAUAAAUCGGAGGGUAGGAACAUAGAAGCAACAACAACCGAGGACAAAACGGCGUCCAAGAAUCAAGCGACGACCGAAAACGGCUACAGGCCAGCCCUGAUGAAGUCGACAAGCGACCAAGUAGCCUCCAAAAUGGAGAAACAAUACCACAUUCAAGUACCAGAGAGUUCACGUUCAUCUGCUCUCACACAGGGACAUUGCCAAGUCAUAAAGAAAAAGGAACGUGAAUCGAAGACUACGACGGCGCAAGACUGCAUUGCUCAAACUACCCUGGUCCCCAUGGUGCCGAAAAGUGCAGUUGUUGUGCAACCUAGGAAAGGUAGUAAAAUGAAACCACGACCAACGCAUGAAUAUAGGGCUUCGAAGAGGCAGAGAAGAUCAAGCUCAGGCCAUGACGGGGCUUCAUUGCCAGAAACCCACAAUUGCCCUGCUCAGGUGCAGAGACACGUUACCCCAGUCUGCAAGAACAAGAAGGAGCCAUCAGAAACAACGAAUGAUCAGGUCCGCACUUCAAAGGUCACAAUUGCUGUAGAGAGUACAACAGCCAUGCAGCCAAAAAUAUGUAAAAAGGUCAGGCCACAAACCAACCGGAACAUUAUGGCUAUCGAAAGGCAAAGGACAGCUAUCGGAGCCAGCUCAGCACAGGGCACGGUUCCAUUGGGAGAAACCCAAAGUAUGCCUCCCACGGCACAGAGCCAAGUUACCCCGUUUGUUACAAUGCCUACAGGUCACAGUGAAACUACUCAGGUCCCCGUGGCGCCUCACACACCAGCUGUUGUGCAAAUUAAGAAACGUAAGAAAAUCAGACCACCACCCAACCAGACCAGUAUGGCUAUCGAAAGGCAAAAUACCUAUAUCGGAGCCAGCUCAGCACAAGGCACGGCUCCAUUGGGAGAAAACCAAAGAAUGCCUUCAGCGCAGAGCCAAGUUACCCCGUUUGUUACAAUGCACAGGGAUCAAAGUGAAAUUACUCAGGUCCCCGUGGCGUCACGCAAACCUGCUCUUGCGCAAGCUACGAAACGAACGAAUGUCAAAGUACCACCAUCCAAGAAUAAUGCAACUUUAAAAGAACAGCAGACCGAUGUUAGAUCCAGUUCAGCCCAAGGCGUGGCUCAAUUGCCUGAAUCGCCCAGUUUGUAUGACCAGGCACAAAUACGCGUUCCUUUGAUUCUCAAGAAAAGGGAAACUAUAUCGAAGUUCGCAGAGGCUACGGUCCCCAUGUCAUCAGAGGGAUCGGCAGUUGUGCAGACUCAGAAAGGUAGGAAAAUAGAAGCAACAACAACCCAGGACAAAACGGCGUCCGAAAAUCAAGCGAUGACCGAAAUCGACUACAGGCCAGCCCUGAUGAAGUCGACAAGCGACCAAGUAGCCUCCAAGUUGGAGAAACAACAUCUCAUUAAAGUACCAGAGAGUUCAUUUUCAUCUGCUCUCGCACAUGGACAUUGCCAAGUCUUAAAGAAAAAGGAACGUGUGCCGAAGACUUCCAGGACGCAUGACUAUAAUUCUCAGACUACCCUGGUCCCCAUGGUGCCGAAAAGUGCAGUAGAGGUGCAACCAAAGAAAAGUAGUGAAGUGAAGCCACCACCAACGCAUGACUAUAGGGCUUCAAAGAGGCAGAGAAGAUCAAGCUCAGACCAUGGCAGGGCUCCAUUGCCAGAAACCCCCAGUGGCCCUGCUCAGUCGCAGCGACACGUUACCCCAGUCUGCAAGAAAAAGAAGGAUCCAUCUGAAACGACAAAUGAUCAGGUUCGCAAUUCAAAGGUCACCAUGGCUAUGGAGAGUUCAACAGCCAUACAGCCCAAAAAAUGUAAAAAGGUCAGACCACCACCCAACCAGACCAGUAUGGCUAUCGAAAGGCAAAAGACCCAUAUCGGAGCCAGCUCAGCACAAGGCAUGGCUCAAUUGCAAGAAUCCCAAAGUAUGCCUCCCACGGCACAGAGCCAAGUAACCCCGUUCGUUACAAUGCCUACAGGUCACAGUGAAACUACUCAGGUCCCCGUUGCGUCUCACACACCAGCUGUUGUGCAAGCUAGGAAACGUAAAAAAGUCAGACAACCGCUCAGCCAGCACUGUAUGGCUAUCGAAAGGCAAAAGACCAAUAUCGAAGCCAGCUCAGCACAAGGCACGGUUCCAUUGCAAGAACCCCAAAGCAUGCGUUCCCUGGCACAGAGCCAAGUUACCCCAUUUGUUACAAUGCACACGGGUCACAGUGAAACUACUCAGGUCCCCGUGGCGUCUCACACACCAGCUGUUGUGCAAGCUAAGAAACGGAAAAAGGUCAGACCCAACCAGACCAGUAUGGCUAUCGAAAGGCAAAAGACCUAUAUCGGAGCCAGCUCAUCACAAGGCACGGUUCCAUUGCAAGAAUCCCAGAGUAUGCCACCCAUGGCAGAGAGCCAAGUUACCCAUUCUGUUACAAUGCACACGGGUCACAGUGAAACUACUCAGGUAUCUGUGGCGUCUUACACACCAGCUGUUCUGCAAGCUAAGAAACGAACGAAUGUCAAAGUACCACCAUCCCAGAAUAAUGCAACUUUAAAAGAACAACCGAUCAAUGUUAGAUCCAGUUCAGCCCAAGGCAUGGCUCAAUUGCCUGAAUCGCCCAGUUCGUGUGAGCAGGCACAGAUAUACGUUCCUCCAAUUCCCCCAAAAAAGGAAGCUAUGUCGAAAUGGGCAGAGGCUAAGCUUGGCAUGCCGUCGGAGGGAUUGGCAGUUCUGCAGCCGAAGAAAUGUAGAAAAAUAGAAGAAACAACAACCCAGGACAAAACAGCGUCCAAAAAUCAAAUGAUGACCGCAAUUGGCUACAAGCCAGCCCUGAUGAGGUCAACAAGCGACCAAAUAGCCUCCAAGUUGGAGAAACAACAUCGCAUUAAAGUACUAGAGAGUCCACGUUCAUCUGCUCUAGCACAUGGACAUUGCCAAGUCAUAAGGAAAAAGGAGCGUGUACCGAAGACUACGACGAUGCAGGACUAUGUUGCUCAAAAUAUCCUGGUCCCCACGGUGCCGAAAAGUACAGUAGAGGUGCAGCUUAAGAAAAGUAGUGAAGUGAAGCCACCACCAACGCAUGACUAUAGGGCUUCGAAGAGGCAGAGAAGAUCAAGCUCAGGCCAUGGCAGGGCUCCAUUGCCAGAAACCCCCAGUGGCCCUGCUCAGUCGCAGCGACACGUUACCCCAGUCUGA